AUAUCAGAUCAGUAGUUAUUCACCGCCCGAUCGAUCGGGAGCAAACGCCAACUCCAAGGCGGGGUAUCAACAAGUAACUCUUGUGCUUCAAAUCUUUAAUGUAGAAGGGAUGGAUCCUAGACGUCUACUUAGCAGCACUCUGCUGUUGUUGAUGGUGAUCUUUUUUGUCGAUGCGAGAAAGAAAAAUCGUCGUCCAAAUGUGAUCAUUUUGUUUGCAGACGACUUGGGAUAUGGAGACCUUCAGGUGUACGGACACCCAACGUCGUCUACGCCCAACCUCAACCGACUGGCUCGCGACGGGAAGGUGUUCACUCAGUUCUACGCCGCGGCGGCUAUAUGCAGCCCAUCCAGAGCUGCUCUUCUUACCGGCCGCUACCACAUGCGAUCUGGGAUCUAUCCUGGUGUCUUCAAUGUCACAUCGUCUGGAGGCCUUCCACACCGUGAGGAAACCAUCGCAGAAAUGGUCAAGGGGCGUGGCUACUACACAGCUAUGGUUGGCAAGUGGCAUCUCGGUGUGGGGCGUGAAGGGAGGUACCUCCCACCCGCCCAUGGUUUUGACGAGUUCUUAGGUCUUCCUGCAUCUCACAGUCACUGUCCAUGCAGCAUCUGCUUUCAUCCAAACCGAACCUGCGUCUACAGCUGCAAGCAGAACUUCAGUCCCUGUCCUCUCUACAAUGGCACCACUAUCAUCGAACAACCCAUCGACCUGAUGACUCUGGAUGAGAAGUACGCCACUCAGGCUCGCAGGGCCAUCAGGAAGAGUGUUGACGCUGGGAAACCCUUCUUUCUGUACUACUCCUUCCAGCAUACCCAUGACCCGCAGUAUGCAGACUGGAGGAACACUGGGGCGACUGCUCGGGGUGACUACGGUGACGCCCUGGCAGCGAUGGACUGGGAGAUUGGGCAGGUGAUGGAAGAGCUUGAUCAGCAGGAUAUAUGGGAGGAUACAUUCAUCUUCUUCAGUGCAGACAAUGGACCAAGUCUCUCUAAGCGAUGGGGAGGCAGUGUAGGACUUUUAAAGUGUGGCAAGGCCACCACCUACGAGGGAGGUGUUCGGGUCCCAGCCAUAGCCCACUGGAAGGGUCGUAUCAAGCCUGGUUACACCUUAGAACUUUCCAGCACCUUGGAUAUUCUACCAACUGUAGCCAAGAUCACAGGGGCCAGACUUCCCAAUGCUGUGUUAGACGGUGUAGACAUGGCACCAUUUCUCUUUAAUGAUGGCAAGAGUUUGAGAGAGACGUUCUUCUACUACUCACCAGCAGCCAGUGAGAAACAGAAUUCCUUUGCAGUUCGUUACAAGCAAUACAAGGCUCACUUCUACACCAAGGGUUCCACUCUCUCAGGGGUGGGACAUCCCGACCCAGACUGCAGGAAGACUGCCAAGAGAACCAAACACAGCCCUCCCCUUCUCUAUGACCUCCACAGGGAUCCUGCAGAACAGUACAACAUUGCCUACGAGCCUGAGUACCAGGAUAUCAUCCAGCUCAUCACCCGCAUUAGGGAAGACUUUGAUGGGAGGAUGGAGUGGGCUGUGUCAGAGAUGCAUAAACCAUCUUACAGUGAGUACAUGCCCUGUUGCAAUCCUGGAUGUGAGCCACAGCCGUACUGCUGCCACUGCACCCUGACAAGCUCAAUUGCCUACAAUCCUUGGGAGCUCUACACCGACAUCUGGCAAGAUAGCAACAGGGAAGGGAAGAUGAAGAGGAAGGAGAGGAAGGAGCUCUUUAAACGAGAGCGAGAGGAGGGCCGAAGGCAGCUGGCGUUUAAUAAAGACCAGAAAAGAGGGAGGGACAAUGCUCAAGAUGUCUUCUUAGAUGCUGAUCUUGAUAGAGGUGCAGGUAGAGAUAGAGUAAGGGAUGGAAACAGAGAUAACAACAGGGGAAUCUUUGAUGACCCUCCAGUAGGAGUCACAGACAGAGAUCGGGUGAGGGAUAAACCACAAAGAGGCUGGGAGAAGGAUAGUGAUGGCACGAGGGAAAGAAUGAAAGUCAGUCCUAGAGGAAGAGUCCGGAUCAUCACAGCUGAAGAUCCUCCAUUGAGGGGCGAUAGGGAUCGGAGUCGGGAUAGACACAGAGACAGUGGGAACACUUUUGGAGAAAACCAAAGAGAUAGACGAAGAGAAGGUGCGCGGAAAGAAGCCAGGUUAAAUGGUCAAGUAAAUAUUCCUGAAGAUGCUAGAGAAAGUGCUGGUAGUGGUAGCAACUUACAUUAUCUGAAUCCUUCACACUUACAUACCACCAGUGAAACACCUAGCCCACAGAAUGGGAGAAAGGAAUCAGGUGUGGGAUAUGGGGGAAGUGGUUCUCAUCAAGGCAGAGACAACUUGAGAGAUGCAACAGGACAAACAAUCAAUAAUUACUUCGGGAGCUUUGUUGCCUGGGACAGUUCCAAUGAGCAAAUGGAUGAGAGUAGUCUAGGAGGCAUUGCCAACCCUCUUGCAGACACUCAAGUCCAACAGGUGGCAAACACUUAUGAAGAAGCAUUUGAGACCACACCAAAUGCACCAUUGGCAUUUGACAUAGUGAUCAAAGACCGUAGGAGACAAAACAGAGACCAGAAGAACAUUGACAGGAGAUUAGAGAGGCAAAACAAAAAAGAGUUGCGGAAAAUAAGGUUUGGUACAGAUCGAAACGAUGAUCGGACAUUUAACUUUUGAUGGAAACUACAGAUGCAUGUUACUGCAAACAUGAUGCUUCUGUGUCAAUGGAUUGGUGAAAGAGAAUGCAUAAUGUUGAAUUUCUGAAGUGCCAGUAUGAACAUGUGUUGCUAUUACACCAUUAUCCUCGUUGAUGGUCAUCCGAACCGUCAUAUCACAGAUUUGAAAGUGCAAACCCAUUUCAGAGAAAAUCUACUUAAAAGUUUACUAUGAUUUCCACACUUUUGUCCACAGCCUUGCAAGAUUUUCAUUGCUA
This is a messenger RNA of Lytechinus variegatus (green sea urchin), 2912 nucleotides long. Its product is annotated as arylsulfatase A-like. The transcript has 5 exons. Gene Ontology annotation, molecular function: arylsulfatase activity. The coding region runs from base 110 to 2656 and encodes 848 amino acids. The record is from RefSeq and is a predicted model, not a curated record. NCBI's taxonomy places the organism in Eukaryota, Metazoa, Echinodermata, Echinoidea, Temnopleuroida, Toxopneustidae.